AUGGCUUCGCGUCAAGACGGCACUGGAAGUGAAUCGGACGGAGCCACCUUCGAGCUCGAUGAUGCAGUCCUCGACAGCCUUCCAAUACCUGGGACAAAAGUAUUAUCUUGCCGAGCUUAUGGUAUGUGGGUAUGGGCUCGUCAAGCUCGGCUUGUUUGUCAACUACCUACGGGGGAGCAAUUGAGUUAUUUUCUCAAGGUAACCACCGGCGAAAGUGACCGCUUGAUGGCGGAAGGACAGUUUGAAUCAGACAAGGCACUCCAUGAAGUCCUCCCGUCGUUCUGUCCCAAACCCUACGCCCUCGGCCAAUACAAAGCUCCUGGACCAGCUAACUACUUUAUCCUAGCGGAGUUUCGCGAUGUUGGACAACAGCCUCCGGAGCCUGCUAGAUUCGUCGCGCGUCUGGCGGAGCUGCAUAAAGAUUCGGUCUCACCCACUGGUAAAUUUGGAUUCCAUGUGAAGACUUGCCAUGGGAAAGCGCCCCAGUUAACUGACAUCUGGGAGGAUUCGUGGGAGGUUUGCUAUUACAAACAGCUCAAGCACGUUUUCGAUAUGGACAAGUCCAAACAGCGAUAUUGGCCGGAGUUUGAUUUCUGCGCACAGCUUGUGAUGGAUAAGUGUGUUCCGGCAUUGCUGCGACCUUUGCAAAGCGAUGGCAGGUCCAUCAAACCUUGCUUAUUGCAUGGAAAUAUCUGGGAUGGGAAUACAGCCACGGAUAUGCGAAGUGGGGAGCCGUUCGUCUUUGACGGAUCUGCUUUUUACGCACACAACGAGUUCGAGUUGGGUAACUGGAGGACCCCUAGACACAGAUUGAGCAGCAAAACAUACAUUCGAAGCUACAAGCGACAUUUUCCUGCGAGCGAGCCGGAGGAGGAUUGGGAUUCGCGAAAUCUCCUGUAUUCUUUGAGGCCUAAUUUGACCGCUGCUUGGUUGAUCCCCGGCAGUAAUUAUCGCGAGAAUGUCUUCGAAGAUAUGAAGGAGCUGUGCUCUAGAAUCUGUCCCGACGACCUUGCCUCCUAUAAGCGAAAGUCUGAAGUCGAUCAUGAUCACGCAGCAUCGGAUGGAGAAGGGGAAGACGGCGAGGAGGAGGAGGAGGAGGAGGAGGAGGAAGAUUAA
Molecule: messenger RNA, 1116 nt
Organism: Glarea lozoyensis ATCC 20868
Lineage: Eukaryota; Fungi; Ascomycota; Leotiomycetes; Helotiales; Helotiaceae
Exons: 5
Coding region: 1-1116 (371 amino acids)
Source: RefSeq, a predicted model, not a curated record